UUCCAUUCACACGCGUGCCGCUCUCUCGUCAACCUCAUUUCCAUCACACUUCAUCAACACAACAACAUGCCAGGAAAGGAGAACGUCGUUCAGAUUGGGUGCGGUGUCGUCGGCGGCGCCUAUGCCAAAGCCUACGUGCACCAUGGGUUCAGCCUUACCGGCUUCGACGUGGUGCCGGCCAUCAUCGACAAGAUGAACGACGCGGGCGUUAAGUGCUUCCACCCGGACGACUGCCCGUCGGACCUGAACGCGGACAUCGUGCUCCUUUCGGUUCCCACCCCUCUCAUCAAGGAGACCCAGCGCCUCGACAUGAAGUACGUGUGGUCGACCAUCCCCCUGGUGGUGAAGCUCAUCGAGCAGUCCUCGGGCCUGACCCCCAUCCUUGUCAUCCGAUCCACGGUGCCCCCCGGCACCACCCUCAAGUGGGAGGCGGAAGUGCGGGCGAAGACCGACAAGCCCUUCCAGGUGGCCUUCCAGCCGGAGUUCCUCCGCGCUGUGUCUUGCGAGGAGGACGCCCGAGCGCCGUGGCAGAUCGUGUUCGGCUGCGCGAAGGACGCGGAUGACACCCGCGCCCGCAUGUCCAACUGCUUCCUCGACUUCGUGGGGAGAGACGAGAACAAGCUGACGGUGUUGACCAUCGCCGAGGCUGAGUUCAUGAAGCUCGUCCACAACUACGCUAACGGUCUCAAGAUCUCUUUCGCCAACUGCAUCUACGGCCUCGCCCACGAGCUCGACCCCUCGAUCGAUGCGCAGAAGGUGCUCUAUCUGGUGUCCUCCACGGCCGAGUGCUUCCUCAGCCGCAAGUACGGCCUUCGCGUCGGCGCCCCGUACGGCGGCGUGUGCCUGCCCAAGGACGUGCCCGAGCUGACCAGCUUGGCACCGGAGGGGUCCGUGUUCAGGGAGUUCCUGUCGGGAACCGGCAAGAUCAACGAGUGGAUCACCAACACGCCAAGCCUCAAGGUUGAGCUGACCGAGAGCCCGAACUGGGUGUCGCCCAGCGAGCUCAACGUGUAAGCUGCGAGCUCGGAAUGUAUUUGUAAUUCGGAGCGAGAUUGAUUUGAUUGGCCACAGCCCGAGUGAUGACCCCCGUCUUGCUUCAAACCCGCGGCCGUUGCGCCAACAGGGCACGGGGAUAUCCUUCGGGUGUCUAGGGCAUAGUUUCGAACGGCUUACAUUUGAUUUCUGUGAAGGGGAAAGAGGGGGGGGACCUUUCGUGUGUCGUGCUGUCAUCGGGCCUCUUUCCGUGUUUACCUGUAAAAUUAUAAGCCGGUACGCGCAGCAGGGUGGGGAGGUCGUAGGUUGUGCUCGUUUGUUUUAGGCGAAGGAGGGGAUGUGGGCGUUUGAUGGGCCUUGCGCUCAUUUGGUGGACCACAGACCAAUUGCGUAACUUGCCGAUUUCAGGCGAUGGUCAAGUUUGGUGCAACUUUCGGUUCUUAGCAGGACUAGUGUGCGCAGGGGGCGAGGGGCUUUUGCGACGAGAAACUACAUCAUUCAGUCCUCUCCCUCCUUUUGUGGAGUGCCACAACCAAUCGCGCCCUGGCGGCGCUGGUCUUAAACCUUCCAUUUGAGGAGGCGUGUUUGUUUUGCUGUGUUUCGGGAAGAAGGGGGAAUGGCGCAAGACGGAGUCAGACAGGUGGAGGGAGGAGAUUUUUAUCGUUCGUCGUUUCCGUGGAACUUUUCUGUCGGAGACCAGUCGGUGUUGUGUCCCGUGGCAUGAAAGUGCAGGCAGGCUUCUUUGUGUCCACUGCUGUUGUCUUGUUUGCAGGUUGUUUUGGAUGGAUUCAAUGACGAUAUCAAAUUACCCACUGAAGUAAGACAUUCUCGGUGUCGCUACCUUUUGUUAGGCGAGCAAAUUCGAGGAGACGGGGCGCCGCAUGUAAAACCCGUCGGUCGACAUUAUGAGCAACGCCACGGCGUUACGAACGCAAACCCCUGUGUGUUAAAUGUGUGGUUGAUAUUGGUAGGUUAAAAUCGAAGUUGAGUGAAAAACUCUACACUAGCGCAUCAUUUGCGUCUUGCGUAUGUUCGUGUCUAGUAUUCCCUCUUAUCAAAUGGCUGUGUACGGGCU
Ectocarpus siliculosus is the source of this 2068-nucleotide messenger RNA. Lineage: Eukaryota; Phaeophyceae; Ectocarpales; Ectocarpaceae. The record is from the annotation of a GenBank genome assembly.